Messenger RNA from Globicephala melas (long-finned pilot whale), 4186 nucleotides. It is a transcript of the gene FAM13C, whose product is annotated as family with sequence similarity 13 member C. NCBI's taxonomy places the organism in Eukaryota, Metazoa, Chordata, Mammalia, Artiodactyla, Delphinidae. The record is from RefSeq and is a predicted model, not a curated record.
UUUUCUCCUGAGCCUUCUUUAUGACCUCAGCAGCCUCCAAGCAGUUCCCUUCUUCCACAUCUACUCCCAGACCUUUGGUAAUUACCAUGGGGAUGGGGUGCUGGGAGAGGGAGCUGUCCUCUUACUCCCUUCAGCUUCCUCCCGUAGACACGACUCCAGGAAGCAACCUACAUGCCCAUCGACGGAGGAAUGGAUAAAGAAGAUGGGGCACAUACGUACAAUGGAAUAUUACUCAGCCAUCAAAAAGGAUGAAAUAGGGCCAUUUGCAGCAAUAUGGAUGGACCUAGAGAUUGUCAUACUGAGUGAACUAACAGCUAUACCACUCUGCUGGGAGGACGAGGGUGCUGAAGAGGGUGGAACUGCCCCUCCUACCUUGAAUCAGUUUACGACUUCAGGCUGCUACCUGCAAACACUGGUGAUUGAUCGAUCCCCUGUUGUCUUUCUGGCUGGACUGGGACCACACCUCAGGAACAAACAAUGUCUUGGGCAACUGGCACCAUCAGCUGUGUUGGCAUAACAGCAUGAAAUCUGUUUGUUAUUCCUGCAAAGCCAAGGAAGAAAGGUCUGAAACAGGAAAGCCUCAUUAUCCGAAGGUAACUUGUCUUGGAAAAAGCCCACUUAAGCUUCGCCUCGCUGGACAUCUUUGAAUCUUCGGGAGCUCCGAGCGGUCGAUCACUCAGAUGAUGAGGCCUCUUUGGUUGCCACAUCAGACCAUGUGGGAGACUAGAAUUCCACUGAGGACACUUUGGGAAACACUGAUCUACAACUUACUUCUAGAACUCCAGGACUGUGACUGGUCACUCCAUAUCAAGGUCAACGGGCAGGAGAAAUUAACGAUGGAAAGAGUUCAGGACAAACAUCUCCAGGCCUUCAGGAUAAUUCCUUCAGCAGCACCGCUGUAACAGAAGAUCUGGCUAUAGGAGGAAUGCGUUAUCUAGUCUCAUGGUUAAAGCUUUCGAUUGGGACGACUAACACCGUUCAAACAUGGAAUGAAGGAGUGAAUAUUUUACUCAAGGCCAGCAUGCAUGGUGUGACGAAGACACGGUCUCUCUGCAUGAAGAUCAGACUGACUGCUCUAGUCUCAGAGAUGAAGAUGAUAAAGAAAAUUAUCCCGAUGCCGGGGCUCCGCUAGAGGAGCUUGUGCCGUCCCGCGAGCCGCCGCAGCAUGUAGAGCAGCCCGCGAGGCUGGACGUGCUGCGACCCAGCAUGGGCAACUUCAAGUCCCGGAAGCCCAAGUCCAUCUUCAAGGCCGAGAACGGGAGGAGCCACGGAGAAAGUCAGGAGACAGAGCAUGUGGUACCCAGCCAGUCAGAGUGUCGGGGGAGAACAGGAACGCCAGCUCAGGAGAGUCCACAAAACCACACCUUCAGGUGCCAAGAAACCGUGCGAGCUCAACGAAGAAUAGACCAGAGGGCGGCUGUGUGGCCAAAGGAUGAAACUCGGCAGGACCUCAAUGAGGAAGAAGCCGCUCAGGUGCACGGAGUCAAGGAUCCAGCCCCGGCGUCCGGCCAGAGCGCCCCUGCUGAGGGGGCCGAUGCCACAGACCCUGUGCCAGUGCACAAAGAUGUGCAGAGUGAAGCGGACAGUGCACCAGAAGACCUCCAGUCUGUUGAGACUAGCAGGCUGCUCUAUCACAUCACUGAUGGUGACAACCCGCUUCUGUCACCACGAUGCUCCAUCUUUAGCCAAAGCCAGAGAUUCAACUUAGACCCUGAAUCAGCCCCUUCUCCACCCAGCACUCAGCAGUUUAUGAUGCCCCGAAGUUCUUCUCGGUGCAGCUGUGGUGAUGGCAAAGAGCCACAGACCAUUACCCAGCUCACCAAGCACAUCCAGAGCCUGAAGCGGAAAAUUCGGAAAUUUGAAGAAAAAUUUGAACAAGAAAAGAAAUACCGGCCUUCACAUGGUGACAAGACAUCUAAUCCUGAAGUCCUGAAAUGGAUGAAUGAUUUGGCUAAAGGUCGUAAACAGCUCAAAGAACUAAAGCUGAAGCUGUCAGAAGAACAAGGGAGUGCUCCCAAAGGCCCACCGAGAAAUCCAUCCUGCGAGCAACCCGCAGUCCCCCGAGAGAAUGGGAAGCCGGAAGCUGUGGGCCCUGAGCCAGGCUCCUCUGGAGAGGAGACUCCAGAUGCUGUGUUGACAUGCGUGAAGGAGAAGAGAGAGCAGCUUCCUUCUCAGGAGGUUUCUAAGGUAACUAAGCAAGACAAGAACCUCAUAAAGCCUCUUUAUGACAGAUACAGAAUUAUCAAGCAAAUCUUGUCCACGCCUUCCCUUAUUCCAACAAUUCAGGAGGAAGAAGACUCUGAUGAAGACUGUCCACAGGGAAGCCAACAACUUUCUUUGCCAAACCCAGCAUCCCACCUUCCUAUUGGCGACCACCUCACCUACUCUAAUGAGACUGAGCCUGUUAGGCUCCUGCUACCAGAUGAAAAGAAAGAAAUCAAACAACCAGCUCUCUCCAUGUCCAAUUUACAUGAGGCCACCAUGCCUGUACUUCUUGACCAUCUCCGAGAAACUAGGGCUGACAAGAAGAGACUUCGGAAAGCCUUAAGAGAAUUUGAGGAACAGUUUUUUAAACAAACAGGAAGAAGUCCACAAAAGGAAGAUAGGAUACCAAUGGCAGAUGAGUACUACGAAUACAAGCAUAUAAAAGCCAAACUGAGACUAUUAGAGGUCCUCAUCAGCAAGCAAGAUGUGGCCAAAACUAUUUGAGGUUCAGGAAAUGUUUGUGAUCACUUUGACCCAAGAUAAGUCAAGUUUAUUUUCCUCUGCCGUUCUUGCUAAGUAGUUAUGACAAAUGAAAAUUGAAGCACUUUAGUGUAUUAGCUGUUUUUAAGAAUGGAUGGCAAGUGUAAUUAUAAAUGAGUAGAAGGGAUUAAAAAGGGAAGAGAUACAACAAGGAACAGUAUAAUUGGAAAAUAAAAUUCAGUCUUCUCCAGGCCAGGGAGAAAAUGCACAGUCAAUAUAAUUAUUUCAGAAAACAUCUAUUUUAUCAAAUCUAAAUAACACAAAGCAUCCACCUGUUAAAUGGGCUACUGGUUAAGAAAGUCUACUUAGUGUCCAAAGAUUGCUUAUAUUGACAUAUGGAAAAGAGCAUAAUUUUAAAAAAUCAGUAAGAGGAAGAAAAGAAACUUUAUUUUAUGUAGGAAGGAAUACAGCUAGUAAGAAUGUAAUUUAUUUGAAACUUCUAAUAGAUUUUUAAGUGAUAAAAAAAAUCUACUACCUUGUUCCUUAAAUCUGCUAGGCUUUCAGCACCCUAAAAUAUACGAGAAUGUGUCACUGAUAAUUUUUUAUUUCUAUAUAAAAAUAGCACAUUAUUUUAUCUGUUACUUAAAAUUUUACAUUUCUGAUUACCAAAGUUCAUUCUGAUAGCAUGUACUUUGUGAAUUAUCUUUGUCUCUAUAACAGAUGUUUAUAUUAAAAUAAAAUAUUAUAUUAAAAUUUGAAAAUAGGUAUUUUGGAUAGAUGUGUCUGUAGUAUAUAAUCUAAUGUGAUCAUAGUUAUGAUUGCUAAUCUUUGUUUACUAUAAGAUUAUAUAACUAUUUUUCCAUUGGAAAUUUUUUUUUUAAUGUUCCAAGGUCUAUACUUUGUGAAGUCAAAAAACUUUCCCAUGAACUAUAUAGUUGUUCUCCAUUCUGUAUAAAAUGAAAGGUUUAGAAAUUGUUGCUAUGACACCUUGGGAAAGAAGCCAGGAUAUUUUAUUUGCUUCAUCCACUUUAGCGUGUGCAGUUUUGUACUAAACCAAUCACCUGUUUAUUACUUUUGCUUUUGUAAAACUAAGUAAGAGGUCUACAUUUUCUCUUGUACCAACCAUGUUUAUAUUUCUCUUUUCUGUAAUGUUUAAGCAUGGUGUUGAACACAUUCACACUUUCACAUAGUUUGGAUGGGAAGAAUAUUGACUAUUUCUGAAGCAGACUAUUUCAGAGGCUUGUUGUUUUCUCUGUAUUUACCUGAUAUUUUAUAAAUCAGAAUAAUGUCCUUCAUAAAUUUGUUUAAUUAAAGUCAUCUACUUGUAACAGAACAGAUACACAACUAUUUGAGGUUUACAAACUACAUCUUUGAUAAGGGAAAUGGUUUCGUGACAUGUAUACAAUUGCUAUUAAAAUGUAACUCUAUAUAUUCUAUAAGAUUGUAAAUAUUUUAUACAAUACAAAUAAAAUAUUUUUCUAUUAUAUUUAUUAUGUUGAAA